AGGGAGAAUCUCGAGCAUAACUUCCGCUGAAUCGAGAAAGCGAAGAUGGGAGGAGGAAUGGAGACGAACAAGAACAAGUUCAUAGAGGAUUGGGGAUCCGCCAGGGAGAAUCUCGAGCAUAACUUCCGCUGGACGCGUCGCAACUUCGCUCUCAUCGGGAUCUUCGGCAUCGCUCUCCCCAUCAUUGUCUACAAGGGCAUCGUCAAAGAUUUCCAUAUGCAAGACGAAGAUGCAGGCAGACCACACAGAAAGUUCCUAUGAGGUUCUUUGCAACACAACCACUCUCUGCAUCUGUGAUAUUAUCAAGAAGCUGAUGCUACAACUUACCUUUUUGCAUUAUCUUCAGAAUAAAAAAAGGAACAUCUGAAGGAUUAUAAUUUGCGUUUCAAAGUUCCUCAUUUUUAACAUUUUGCAUUCUUGUUGGCAAACAAAAAGAAACGUUAGUUUGCCAAUUUUGACAUUACCUUGGAUCUCAAUUUAGAAAGCUAUUAUCGUUUUGUAGAUCUGCUUGCUUAGAUCUUAAACACUAUGGUGAAAGAGGAAUAAGAUCAUACUCUCAAUUU
Molecule: messenger RNA, 563 nt
Organism: Brassica oleracea var. oleracea
Lineage: Eukaryota; Viridiplantae; Streptophyta; Magnoliopsida; Brassicales; Brassicaceae
Exons: 2
Coding region: 46-261 (71 amino acids)
Source: RefSeq, a predicted model, not a curated record